GAAUUUCCGCCACUGAUCACUGUGGUUUCAUGUGAUAUGUAUCAGCACAAAGCAACUUCAUGUGAUCAGUGUCAGGCUGUCAGGCCCACCAAUAAACAUUGCAGCACGAAAAUCACGUAUUUGGGCUUAUACAUAGCCACUGCUGACUUUUUUCAGUUUUAGACAAAGGAUUUUAAAAAUCAGACCAAGUAGUUACGCCACGGCAAAUCACCUUCGCUAGGAAGGAAAAUGAAAUCCCUGAUCAACCUGGCUCAAGAAAAGAAAGUCUAACCACAAACUGUAGCAAGCAUUGACCUGGGACAAAACUUUUCGUUGAAAAUGUCGUCAAUAAACAUUGUACCGCUGCCCGAAAAAGAAACAGAACGAUUAAAGAAGCUAUAUCGUAUCACUUUCAAUGAUUUAAAUUUGAGAUUCAUCAGGACAGAUCCUGGUAACUGGGUUUUACCUGCUUCAUAUGAAAAAUUCAAGGAUCGCUUUGCGAAAUGGAAUCUUCGUCAGGACGAUAUAUACAUACUUAGCUUUCCGAAAAAUGGCACUACAUGGACCCAAGAGUUAGUUUGGUGUGUAAACAACAAUGCUGAUAUCCAAACUGCAAAAGCUGUCACCAUGUCAGAAAGAGUUCCUUUUUUGGAACUUCCCAUGGUUUUUAAUAUAAUGAAGGAUCAGCUCCCUUCUUUGAAGAAUGACAGAUUAGAAUUUAUGGAAUGCAUGCCUUCACCAAGAAUUUUAGAAACACAUUUGUCAUUAGAACUUCUGCCUCAUAAUCUGCUAGAUACGUGCAAAGUUGUCUCCUGUCUCAGAAAUCCAAAGGACACAGUUGUGUCUUUUUACCAUCAUGAAAAAUUGCUCAACAUUCAUGGUUAUACUGGCGAUUUUCCAAGCUACUUUGACCUUUUCAUGGACAAUUUAGUGAUGUUUAGUCCUUAUUUUCAGUAUAUUUCUGAACUGUGGAAGUUAAGAAAUCAUCCCAAUAUGUGCCUUCUGUUUUUUGAAGACAUGAAAAAGGAUCUCAAGGCCAGUAUUAAUAAAGUAGCCAUGUUCCUAGGAAAGGAACUCUCAGAAGAGCAAGUUGAGAAACUAGAAACUCAUUUAAGCUUUAGAAAAAUGAAGGAAAAUCCAUCAGUCAAUAAAGAUGGCCUUAAAGAUAUGCAGCUUAUGGAUCCUAGUGGAAGCUUUUUUCGUAAAGGUGAAGUUGGUGACUGGAAGAACUAUUUCACUGCUGAUAUGAGCAAAAGAAUGGAUGCAGCUAUCCAGAGAUACUUAAAACCAAUGGGGCUUGAAUUUAGUUAUGAAUAAUUUGGUUAAUGUGUCAACAAUUGCUUGAACAUAGUGAGUUUCAGUUUUUUGAAUAUUAUGUUUGUCACUUCAUUUUGAAUAACAAUUUUUUGGAUGACUUUUGAAACAAAUUGAUUAUUUUUUCAUACAAUGCAGUUCAUCAGUAUUGUUGUCUUUUUGAAUGGUUAUAAUGAACUAAUUUGCUUUCUUCAAGCCAUGAACAAACUGCUACAAAUUCUUGAUUUUGGCAUAUGACAAAGUAGGAUAUUCUUGAAAUCCUCACUUUACAUGUUGAUGAUUACAAUUG
Messenger RNA from Rhopilema esculentum, 1582 nucleotides. RefSeq names its product sulfotransferase 1B1. NCBI's taxonomy places the organism in Eukaryota, Metazoa, Cnidaria, Scyphozoa, Rhizostomeae, Rhizostomatidae. Gene Ontology annotation, molecular function: sulfotransferase activity. The record is from RefSeq and is a predicted model, not a curated record.